AUGAUACUGCAAAGAGCUAUGGCUGGUAAAUCCAUAGCCCAUACCACCCGUUUCCUAGGGACAACCACACGCAAAUUAGCCGCCGACUCAGCAAGCACAUCAUCUGAAUCAACUCCCAACUCAACAACCAAUUUCGAGCAAUUCAAGAGCAAACAGUCAUGGAGAGAAUCAUACGCACCAGGAUCAUCAGCGCAAGCUGAUUUAACUGAAAACUUGUCGAAAAUCACUCAAAAUAUAGCCAGUGGAGAACCACCAAUACAUAUAGCUCAAUCUUUACAAAAAAAAUUUAGAGUGGGAACCACUUACAACCCAUUCGAUUUCAGCAUGAAUAGGUUGAGAAUGGAUAGGAAACAAGUACAAGCCCAACAACGUAAAUUGGAAGAUCCAUUUGAUCGUAGUGGAAUUGAUCCGAGAAACUUGUACUUGAUGCCAGAAGUGUUGUCACAGUUCCUAACUUCCACAGGGCAGAUUUUACCGAGACAGACUACGGGGUGUAGUGCUGCUAAUCAAAAGAAAUUGACUGCAGCUAUCAAGACCGCUAGGAAUUUGGGAUUAUUGUCAACUGUCCAUAAACAUUAUCGUUUCUUGCCAUCCAGAAAUUUAUAA
Molecule: messenger RNA, 606 nt
Organism: Lodderomyces theae
Lineage: Eukaryota; Fungi; Ascomycota; Pichiomycetes; Serinales; Debaryomycetaceae
Product: mitochondrial 37S ribosomal protein bS18m
Exons: 1
Coding region: 1-606 (201 amino acids)
Biological process (GO): mitochondrial translation
Cellular component (GO): mitochondrial small ribosomal subunit; ribosome
Molecular function (GO): structural constituent of ribosome; small ribosomal subunit rRNA binding
Source: RefSeq, a predicted model, not a curated record